Molecule: messenger RNA, 2520 nt
Organism: Penicillium daleae
Lineage: Eukaryota; Fungi; Ascomycota; Eurotiomycetes; Eurotiales; Aspergillaceae
Product: putative C6 transcription factor
Exons: 5
Coding region: 1-2520 (839 amino acids)
Biological process (GO): regulation of DNA-templated transcription; DNA-templated transcription
Cellular component (GO): nucleus
Molecular function (GO): DNA binding; DNA-binding transcription factor activity, RNA polymerase II-specific; zinc ion binding
Source: RefSeq, a predicted model, not a curated record
AUGCCGAACACUGCAGCACCUCCCGCUCUGCUGCCCCCCUCCUCCAAUCACGGUCCUGGCGGCCCUGAUAAAGAACAGAGCCCGGGGGAGUACUCAUCCGGUAUUGACUCGGAUAACGACCUUGUUGGUCCCAAUGGCUCGCGAGCUUUGAAACGAAAGCGGCCCCUCACUGUCUCAUGUGAACUAUGCAAGCAGAGAAAGGUCAAGUGCGAUCGAAUCCAGCCCAGCUGUGGCUGGUGUAAUCGCAAUGGCCAGAUGUGUGAGUACAAGGAGCGAAAAAAGCCUGGUCUGCGGGCUGGCUAUGGGAAGGAGUUGGAACAGCGGCUUGACAGAUUGGAGGAAAUCAUCCAGGCGCAAGCCCGCCUCAUUGAAAUGCACGUUCUGCAGAAUCGGCCUUCAAUAGGACAUGAGAUGGCCAAAGCUGGCUCACUCUCGUAUAGCUCUCCAUCAGAACCCUCGGCGGUCCACGGACCCAGUCCCCGCACGGCACUGUACUUCAACGACCCAGCUUCUUCGGUGAUCCUACCCUCUCGUCGAGCAGAUGUUUCGAUCACCAGUCCGUCGGAUACUUCGGUGAAGAACUUGGUUCAAAAUAGUCUCCAAAAUGGAGGGUCAGCCCCUUCGAUGAGCUCGUUGCCAUCUGCUCCCAACGCACAAACGAACAAUGACUACACCGGAAAUGAAUCCUCGUUGAAAGUCCCCGUCAAUCUCUUUGGCAACCAAGAGCAGUCACUAGCUGAUCCUGACUUGGAUCUUCCGCCGUACGACCUGCUGUAUUCGUUGGUUGAUCUCUAUUUUGAGCACAUCAACUCCUGGUGCCCAAUUCUUCAUCGUCGGUCGACACUGGAUACUUUUUUCGGUCCAUCUCCGUUAGAGGAGGCAGAUCGGAUGGUCUUGUAUGCCAUCGUGGCAACGACCUUGCGCUUCUCUUCCGACCCCCGACUCAACGACCAGAACCGAAAGCGUUAUCACGACUCAUCAAAACAAAAGGUUCUUCUCUAUGGCCUGGAGAAUUCAUCCGUGAAAGCGCUGCAAGCCUUGGUUAUAUUGGCAAUUGACUUGGUGGGAUCAUCUAAUGGUCCUCCGGGUUGGAAGCUGCUUGCUUUGAUUACACGAUCUGUGGUCCAGCUGGGGUUGGCCGUAGAAUCAAAGUCAUCUCUCAUUGCUCCAGCGUACCCCUCCAUCUAUACCUUGAGAGCAGUGACCCUCUCAGAGCCUGACUCUUGGAUAGAGGAUGAAAGCAGACGGCGCUUGUUCUGGAUGGUCUACUUGUUGGACCGGUACUCAACAAUCGCUACUGCUUUCAACUUCGCACUGGACGAUAAGGACAUCGACCGCAAGCUGCCCUGCAAGGAAGAGUUUUUCAUUAAGAACCAACCCGUCGAAACACGGCGUUUUCACUACUCCAGUGACCGUGCAGACUAUCUCACACAUUCGGAGAAUGUGGGGUCCUUCGGGUUAUAUAUGGAGAUUCUCGGCAUCCUGUCUCGCAUCCACCUGUUUUUGAAGCGGCCUGUGGAUAUUGGGUCGCUGUCCGAUGUCGAGGAAUGGCAGGCCACCUACCGAAAGCUGGAUAGUGAGCUCACAUCGUGGGAAUUCAACCUACCUGUUGAAUAUGCGUACGAGAAUUCGUCCAGGCUCUUUACUGGUGGAGGAAAGCAGAGCCGAUCCCUCCACGGCGAUUGGGUGCAGCUUCAUGCCACCUAUCAGACAGCUGUGAUCCGUUUGCAUUCAUCUGCUGCGUACCCAACUACCCGCUCGCCCAUCUUUACACCCUCAUACAGUGCCAGCCAACGGUGCCUGUUAGCAGUCGACAACAUCCUAUCAGUAACACGCUUCGUCGUCGAAAACAACAUGCUCGACAAGCUCGGACCCCCCUUCGCUUUCACCCUCUGGGUCUCAGCACGACUCCUCCUCGUCCACGGAUCAACAAUCGCGCACACCGUCAGCCACGAUAUCCUCUUCUUCGUCGACACCCUCGCCCACAUGGGACAGUACUGGAAAGUCGCCGAACGCUACAGCAACAUCCUUCAGCGUGUCCUCGACGAAUACGGCGAAUACCAACAAUCCGCCGCCAUAGACGGCGAGCGCUCAACCCCAUCUACAGUCAAAAUCCUGGCCGACAUGCGCCGCUGUGCAUUUGAUCUCGACUUCUUGAUUUCCCGUCAACCGCGCGAAUCCCCAUCGACCAUGAGCAAUGGCGGUAACGACGCAACCCGGCCGCCCAAUCCUGCCAUGACUCCGCGCAACCUCGCGCCGAAUGAAUUGGAGUACCUCGAUGUCUUUGGAUUCUUCAAUGUGCCGCGUGUACCGCCUGCCCGGGCGCCGGACCCUAACUCGACUAAUCCUGCUCAUCUGGAUAUGUCCGAUUCUGUUCCGAAUCCCAUGUCCAUUCAUGGACUUACAGGUACCGGACCCGUUGUUGAUGGUAAUGGCACUGCGAACACGAACGAGUUUAAUAUCACGAAUUAUCUGAUUCCUACGCCGGAGACGGACUGGUUGUUCCGCCCAGGUGGAUGA